UUGGACACGAAAACCGAGAACACUAUGGCCUCUUCUUUUCCAGUACGGCAAUUUACAUAAAAGCGACUAUGGUCUUCUAAGAUAAUGCAGGGAACUUUCUUUAAAAUAAACAAACUUUCUUCUUUUCCAGUACAAAUUUCCACCUGCAUGUCUUCCUCUGCGUCUCUUUUUCUCACCAUCUCCUCCUCUCAUUCCAUGAAAACCCAAUAAGGAUCUCUCAUGCAUUUCUUCAAAUCUAAGCCGUUGGAUUUUCUCCUUGUUAUCUCUUCUCACCUCCUACUCUUCUUCAGUUACAGCAGCAAUGCUUCAACUUUCAGCCAAACCAAUUGCCAGUCUCAUGAUUUUUCUCCCAACACUACAUUAUUUCAAGCCAAUCUCAAUUCCCUCCUUCAAUCUCUCAUCUCCAACACUCCAUCCUCCUCAGGCUUCUACAAAACCACCGUUGGCGAAAACCCAAACCGCGUAUAUGGCCUUGCUAUGUGCCGUGCCGAUCUCCGAUCCGAAGACUGCGAUACUUGCCUCCGAGACGCCACCGACAACGUCCUCCAGAACUGCAAUUUAGCAUCGGGCGGUCUCGAAUUCUCCGACGUGGAUCCACAGUCAUUGAUCACAGGAUUAGUAAAGAUCGCUCCAUCCCAGCCGUUGAUGUUCGCAGCGGAUGAUUUCCAAGUUCGUGGAUUCUCGGAGACUCGGUAUGGCUUUGUGCAGUGCACCAGGGAUCUGAGUGGUGAUGAUUGUGGGACAUGUCUGGCCCAGCUGAUGAACAACGAAUAUGAAGAUUGCUGUGUGGGGAUGAGAGAAUUUCGCAUUUUUGCACCCAGCUGCAACGUAAGGUACGACUGUCAAUCUUUCUACUCUGUAUUGGAAUCUGCGGUCCCUGCUCCUCAGCCGUCGGUUCGUGCUCCUCAGCCGUCGGUUCCAUCACAUGAGGUUGGCCAGGCUCCAAUACCACCGUCGACGUCCGGGCCCCAUCAGAAUCAGAUUCAGGCACCGGUUAGUGAAGGUCGAAAACCUAGUUUCCUGCGAAAGAAGCCUUUCCCCAGCUCCAUGGCGAUCAUCAUAGGUGUAGUACUAGUCGUAAUUGUAGCUGCUUUGAUCACAGUGGUGGUCUGGUACUAUUCCCGGAAGAAGAACAAAACGAAUGUAGAGAUGUUCUCCAUCGCUCCAAGGCAGUACAAGUACUCAGAUCUCAAGAAAAUGACCUGCUCUUUUAGUGAAAAGCUAGGUCAAGGAGGCUUUGGCGAAGUCUUCAAAGGGAAGCUCCCCAAUGGCGCUCCGGUGGCCGUUAAAAUCUUAAACAAGUCCAAGGGCAAUGGAGAUGAAUUCAGCAAUGAAGUUUCCACCAUUGGCAAUACCUCCCAUGUUAACAUUGUCCGCCUUCUCGGCUUCUGCUACGAUGAACCGUCGAAAAGAGCUCUUAUCUAUGAGUACAUGCCAAACGGGUCUCUCGAGAAGUUCAUCUUCAAUGACAAGGCUACGCGUUCUCUUGGAUGGGAGCAGCUAUACCAGAUUGCGCUCGGCAUUGCUCAAGGGCUCAAUUACUUGCACCGUGGAUGUACUACACGUAUCUUGCAUUUUGACAUAAAGCCACACAACAUUCUUCUAGAUGAAGAUUUCUGCCCGAAGAUCUCCGAUUUUGGGCUAGCUAAGGUAUGCGAGCGGAAUAAGAGUAUCAUAUCGAUGCGUGAUGCUAGAGGGACGUCGGGUUACACUGCGCCGGAAGUCUCAUGUAGGAAUCUUGGAGGAGUUUCUCAUAAGUCAGAUGUCUAUAGCUAUGGAAUGAUGGUGUUUGAGAUGGUCAGUGGAAGGAAGAACCUUGAUAUUGAAGUGGAGAAUGAUAGUAAAAUAUAUUUUCCACAUUGGAUACAUAAACAACUGGAACAACAAGGAGAUGUGUGGAAAGCAUUGGGUGAAUUUGCAGGGGCCGCGGAGGAAGAGAUUGCGAGGAAGAUGAGCUUGGUUGGUUUAUGGUGCAUACAGACAGAUCCGAACAAUCGACCUGCGAUGAGUAGUGUGGUGGAGAUGCUGGAAGGAAGUGUUGGAGAGUUGUCGAUGCCGCCUAAACCUUAAAACUGUCUUCUGUUUUUCAGACUGUAAGACGGGUCUUCUCUGGUAUUGGAUUCAAAUUCAAAUACAUUGUAGGCUAGCCGAACGAGCGGUUUGUAACGAUGGAGAUGCAAGGCUUUUUAUAUAUAUAUAUAUAUAUAAUGCUUAAUCAAACUUUCUUGUGAAAAAUUCAAAAACUGGGUGUUAAUUGUACCUUAAUUUGCUACUAUAGAAGGUGAGAGAUCUCCAUUUUUAUGUUGA
Messenger RNA from Magnolia sinica, 2307 nucleotides. Its product is annotated as LEAF RUST 10 DISEASE-RESISTANCE LOCUS RECEPTOR-LIKE PROTEIN KINASE-like 2.1. Bases 220 to 2070 code for a protein of 616 amino acids. Gene Ontology annotation, biological process: protein phosphorylation. Lineage: Eukaryota; Viridiplantae; Streptophyta; Magnoliopsida; Magnoliales; Magnoliaceae. Gene Ontology annotation, molecular function: protein kinase activity; ATP binding. The transcript has 4 exons. The record is from RefSeq and is a predicted model, not a curated record.